AUGUUUACACCCUCUUCAGUUCUUUUCCACCAACAAGACAACCCACAAGGUGUUCUCAAGUAUCUUCAAGAGAACAAACUUCCUGAUAAUCAGCUUCACCCCAUUAUUCUUUCUUUACUUUUAAAUACUGAUAAGGAAAUUGUUGAGUCAAUAUUUAAGCAAUAUCCUUCUUGUCAUACUUGGAUUAAUUCAAAAAGUGAAAUACCUCUUUUUACAGCACUUCUAAAAAAUUCCAACACCAUCGACUUGUUAUUGGAGAAGUCGGAUCUUUCGUAUAAAACUAUUUCGGGCGAUACUGUUUUACAUUAUAUUUGCAAGUCUCCAAUAAAAGACAAGAAAAAAUACAUACAAAAGGUUGUGGCCUCUAACAUGUUUUUAAUUCAAUCCGAGAAUGAAAUUGGAGAGACGCCACUCCACUAUUUGGCAGCGACUGGGACUAAAGAAGAAGUUGCUUAUUUACUUUCUCUUGGUGCUACAAAGACUUACUUGACCAAAACUGGAUCGAUUCCAUUGAUAUAUGCUCUUGAAGCUGGGAACACUGAAGCUGCAAUUUUGCUCUCAGAAGAAUUAUCAACCACUGUAGACAGUGACAAUGGAGAAGAUGCUGAAGAUGAUGAAAAAGAAGAGAAAGAUGAUGAGUCAUUGAGUGGUGAUUCUCUUUCGAGUGAUGAUGAUGCCAUGACUGUCUCUGUGAUGGCACAAAUUUCAAAAGCCGAGCGUCACAAAAACAAGAAGAAGGGGAAGAAAGAUUCAGCGAAGAAAGUGAGUACAUUAGAAGAUCAAGUUCAACAGAUUUUGAGCAUCAAAAAGCCGACAAAUUUGAUUGAAACGGCCAAAAAAGUCAGUAAAAAAGAGAAGUACAAAAUUUUAAGUAUCGAUGGAGGAGGAAUGAAGGGGAUAUUAGAAGCCAUAUUACUGAGUCGAAUUGUUAAGAAACACCCAAAGUUUUUGAAGAAAGUCAAUUUGGUUUGUGGGUGUUCUGUUGGGUCGAUUUUGGCCUCUUUUUUGGUCUGUGGGUAUGACCCGGACACCUGUUCCAAAUUACUUGAGUUGAUCUCAGAGAAACUUUUUGUGAAUCCAAAUCUCACACUGAAUGAAGCAAAGUAUGAGACUAAAAGUCUUCAAUUUAUUCUUGAGAAGGUGUUUGAAGACACGAGAAUUAAAGACGUCAAAUGCCAUUUUCUGGUGGACUCCUUUUUGAUUGAUCCCGAGACAAAUCCAAGAGAGUGUAAAGCAUGUGCAUUCACUAAUCUGGAGAAGGGAUAUGAGAACGAAAAACUCUCGGACAUUUGCUUGAGAAGUGCGGCAGCACCUACAUAUUUCCAUCCAUAUCAAAACUAUGUUGAUGGUGGCAUCUUGAAUAACACACCCGUUGGAGUCAGUUGGGCGUACCUCUUUGGAGAACAAGGGUUACAAUUAGAUCCCAAAAAUGUUGUGUGCUUCUCAUUGUCUGCUGGCAAGCCGGACCCAUAUUAUAUAGAUAUUAACAAAAUUGGAAAUGGUGGAUUGGUUCAGUGGGCGACUCAGAUCUCUGAUACAUUCAUGUACGCAACAAGAAGUUGGUCAGUCAAAGAAGGAGGAAUUUACCUUGGAGAUAGAUGGCUGAGAUUCGACCCACCACUCGGUAGAAUUAUAAAAUUGGAUCAAAUAGAAUUGAUCCCAGAAUUAAAGGAAAUUGCAAAUAACGUCGAUUUAACUGUCGUCGAUAAGUGGCUCGAGAAGUAUUGGGACUAA
Entamoeba invadens IP1 is the source of this 1734-nucleotide messenger RNA. RefSeq lists its product as hypothetical. Gene Ontology annotation, molecular function: protein binding. Bases 1 to 1734 code for a protein of 577 amino acids. The transcript has 2 exons. Gene Ontology annotation, biological process: lipid metabolic process. Lineage: Eukaryota; Evosea; Mastigamoebida; Endamoebidae. The record is from RefSeq and is a predicted model, not a curated record.